AAACGCAGUUGCACCCAGAGUUGGCUAAACGGAGAGAGCUAUUUGAAUACCCAUAUCUUGCAGAUGGUUCCCAUGUGUGAUUGUGCAAGUUGACUGCCAAAAAAUUAGGAGAUAUUGCGAGAUAAAGGCGUGUUUUUGGCGGAGGAGCAGGUGACCAGCGUUGCGAUACGAUUCCGCGAUAGAUUUCACAAUUUCGAGCCGCCGGAUCCCCUCGAUAGCCGCCGAAGUACAAUGUGAGCUGGUUGCUUGGAGGUUUAUGCAAUGUUCUAGCACUCGCCGAGGCCACGGAGCAGCCGGAAGAAGAUAGAAGUGGAGGUGGAGGUGGAGAAGCGCCCAAAACAGAAGCAACCAGAGGCCCAGGCUGUCCAGAUGACCGUACACACCAUGGAGUAUUCACAAGUCAAGGCAGCGCAUCAUCACAGCGGCGGAGGAGCUCAGCAGCUAGAGAAUCACAAAGAUCCUCUGGCCGAUGAGGAUCCCGACGAGAUGACCGUACUGCUAGCCAAUAAGAACUAUCACUUCGACACUGCCUCAGAGCUAGAAGAGGCUUUUGUUGAGCUCAAGGAUGAGGAACCUCCUGCGGCUGGCGGUGGUCUCUUUUACACCCAGGAUGAUCUUGAGGAGCAGCCGCAUCCGCAGGUCACCUGGCUAAACGAUGAUGAAAUUGAGACACUUGACCGGGUGACCUUGGACAUGGGCAACAUGUUUUUCAAUCGCGUCGAUAGUCAGGACAUCAUUUAUCAGCAAAAGAAGAAGAACAUCAAGAUGGUGGGCAAGUACAUAAUGGGCGACGUGCUGGGCGAGGGAUCUUAUGGGAAAGUGAAGGAGGCCAUGAACUCUGAGAACCUCUGUCGCCUGGCGGUCAAGAUCCUAACAAAGAGGAAGCUCCGAAGGAUUCCGAACGGAGAGCAGAAUGUCACCCGCGAGAUUCACCUGUUGAAGCAGCUGAAGCACGAGAACAUAGUCGAGUUGGUGGACGUGCUCUACAACGAGGAGAAGCAAAAGAUGUACCUUGUUAUGGAGUACUGCGUGGGUGGACUGCAGGAGAUGGUGGACUACCAGGCGGACAAAAAGAUGCCGCUCUUUCAGGCGCACGGUUAUUUCCACCAGCUGAUUGACGGACUGGAGUAUCUGCAUAGCUGCCGGGUCAUCCACAAGGAUAUAAAGCCCGGCAACCUGCUGCUCUCCCUGGACCAGACCUUGAAGAUAUCUGACUUUGGGGUGGCCGAGCAGCUGGACCUCUUUGCGCCAGAUGACACUUGCACAACGGGCCAGGGAUCACCGGCCUUUCAACCUCCCGAGAUAGCCAACGGUCACGAAACCUUUGCCGGCUUCAAGGUCGACAUUUGGAGCAGCGGAGUGACUUUAUACAACUUGGCCACUGGUCUGUAUCCCUUUGAGGGCGACAACAUAUACCGGUUGCUGGAGAACAUCGGACGUGGUCAGUGGGAGGCGCCGGAGUGGCUUUACGAGCUGGACGCUGACUUUGCCAGGCUGAUCCUGGGCAUGCUGCAGGCUGAUCCCAGUAAACGUCUAUCUCUCCAAGAGAUUCGCAAGGACACUUGGUUUAUAUCCGCCCCGCCAGUGACCGGCCCACCGAUACCCAUUCCCCCGCUGAAGGGCGACAAGUACCGCAGUUCCACGGUGCUCCCAUACCUGGAAGCCUACCACUACGGCAGCGAGCAGGAAGAUGUCUACUUUACCGAGCACGACGUCAACCAAGAGCUCGCCCGACAAGCGGCAGCCGCCGCCUCCGAGAUCCGAUCCAAACAGUCAGCGGCCACUCUUGCCGCCUACCACGCCUACGAGCCGCCCACGACGAGCGCAGCAGCAGCCGCUGCCUCCGGCCAUUCAAUUAGCAACGGCAGCAGGGAAGAGGCUCCAGUUAAGAAGAAAGGAUCAGCGCUGAAGAGACGCGCUAAGAAGCUAACUUCCUGCAUCUCCGUGCGUAAGCUGAGUCACUGCCGCACCUCGUAGGCGGAUGGGAAGCUGUGUUCCCACUUCAAAUAGCCGCUAAGAGUAAUCGAGUGUAAUAACUUUGUUAACAAAUUGUGAGCAACUUUUUGGUUUUGUUUUCCCGUUUUCCAUUUUUUUUUUGUCCUACAUUCGCCAAGUAUUUGUAUCCGAUUAGAACCAAGUAGGUGCGCCAGGAACACCUCAAUGAAUACCCAAAAUUCUCGAGCACCAGCGGGGACAACUCAAAGUUAGCUGGCUUGGGAGCUAUCGACAUGACAGCUAAAAUAUCCAUGUGACAAUACUGUGUAUUAUAUGAAGAAAAUGAAAGCGUAAAUUAGUCGUUAAUAUAAUAAUGUACUGAAUGCAGCGGUGGAUCGCUGUUAAGGGAGGAAGAGAAUGAUUAAGAUGAUGGAUGAGCUCCUUAUCCUUAGGAGAAGGUGGGUGCAUAAGUACCACGCAUACCCCAUGCACCACGCAUAGAAAAAACAUGUUCAAAUGAAAUUGUUGUUGGCUUCGUUAUAUUCUAAAUCACACACACAUAAUAACUGAUGCGAUUUUCAGGCGCCGUCAGUACAAUAACUGCUGGUCAGUAUUUGCAAGGCCUAGGUUGAGAUUUUAAUUUACAAACCACUGAAUCGAAAAUAAAAGAACCCAUUAAAGAUCAAAUACAAACACUGCAUUUAGUUUGCACACAUCGCA
Molecule: messenger RNA, 2655 nt
Organism: Drosophila ananassae
Lineage: Eukaryota; Metazoa; Arthropoda; Insecta; Diptera; Drosophilidae
Gene: Lkb1
Product: serine/threonine-protein kinase stk11
Exons: 4
Coding region: 370-1977 (535 amino acids)
Biological process (GO): establishment of cell polarity; intracellular signal transduction; regulation of cell growth
Cellular component (GO): cytoplasm
Molecular function (GO): protein serine/threonine kinase activity; ATP binding; protein kinase activator activity
Source: RefSeq, a predicted model, not a curated record